This is a messenger RNA of Saccostrea cuccullata (small rock oyster), 1124 nucleotides long. RefSeq names its product manganese-dependent ADP-ribose/CDP-alcohol diphosphatase-like. The record is from RefSeq and is a predicted model, not a curated record. Bases 12 to 995 code for a protein of 327 amino acids. Lineage: Eukaryota; Metazoa; Mollusca; Bivalvia; Ostreida; Ostreidae. The transcript is spliced from 2 exons. Gene Ontology annotation, molecular function: CDP-glycerol diphosphatase activity; manganese ion binding; ADP-ribose diphosphatase activity.
AGGUGAGAGGGAUGGCUAACAUUGCUAGACGCCUACCCCAUUACAAAUUUGGACUAAUAGCAGACGUGCAAUACGCAGACUCCGAAAACGGAUUCAAUUUCAGCAAGACCAACGAGAGAUUUUAUCGCCGUUCACUGACGCUACUAAAGGAAGCCGUUAACGUUUGGAAGAAAGAGAAAAUAGACAGCGUACUCCAACUUGGUGACAUCAUAGACGGGAAAUGCUUCUCUGAGAAGAAAUCUGAUAUUUGUUUACAACGAGUUCUGAAUAAUUUUAAUGAAUUACAGAAGGAUGUUUAUCAUGUAUGGGGGAAUCACGAACUGUACAAUUUUGAACGUAAAUUUCUGAUGACUUCCGAGUUAGGACCAAAAGAGGAAUGUAAUUCACCUCCCGACUGUGCGUAUUAUUCAGUUGACCUGCAUCCAAGACUCCGACUUGUUGCGCUAGAUUGUUAUGAGGUCAGUUUGCUAGGAGUUGAUAAAUCUUACAGAUAUUUCGACCAAGCAUGGAACACGUUAGGUGCGAUAAACCAGAAUGACACUUGGAACAGCCCAGAAGGUCUCGUGGGGUUAAAAAAAAGGUUUGUGAAGUACAAUGGCGGAUGCUCUACAAGACAGGUUCAGUGGUUGGAUGAGGAGCUUGAAGAGGCCAAAAGAAAGAAACAAAAUGUCAUCGUAAUUGGUCACCUUCCAGUUUUGGAAAGCAGUGCGCAUGCGGCAAAUCUGCUUUGGAACUAUGACGAGAUCUUACAAGUUCUUGAGGCCAACAAAGACUGUGUGUUGUGUUAUUGCAGUGGCCACGACCACGAUGGUGGAUUUGACUUGGACGAAUCAGGAAUUCAUCAUAUAACACUGGCAGGAGUUAUAGAGGCAAUAGACAAUAACCCGUUUGGCACCGCGUAUCUCUAUGACAACAAACUUGAAAUCAAAGGAAACGGAAAUGUUCCCGACUUCUGUAUUGACCUAAAGUACCCCAUACGGACUGAAACCAGUUGAUGAAACCAAUAUUUUAUUGUUUAUUUUAAUCUUAGGUCUAUGAAACCACAAAUCACGCAAUGUUUUGAUACGAAGAACUGACUCAGGAGACGUGUUUUAAAUGAAGUGCUUUUUUAUUUAUUGAAAAUU